Exophiala bonariae is the source of this 1278-nucleotide messenger RNA. RefSeq lists its product as uncharacterized. Bases 1 to 1278 code for a protein of 425 amino acids. The record is from RefSeq and is a predicted model, not a curated record. Lineage: Eukaryota; Fungi; Ascomycota; Eurotiomycetes; Chaetothyriales; Herpotrichiellaceae. Gene Ontology annotation, cellular component: endomembrane system. The transcript has a single exon.
AUGAGGCCACGAAUCCUACACUUGCUCGUCCUCUGCACCCUUCUCUGUCUGGCCUUUGCCUGGUCCAAGGAGGAUUAUGAGAUAUUCAAACUCAAAGAUGAGGUGGAUGCCUCCGAGGGACCAGAUGUCGACUUUUAUGACUUUCUUGGUGUCAAGCCCUCCUCAACCGUAGAAGAAAUUAGCAAAGCUUUCCGCAAGCGAUCCCGCGCUCUUCAUCCCGACAAAGUCAAGCACUCUUUCGUUGCCUCCCGUUCCACCUCCAAGCCUGCCUCGAAACCUGGUUCCAAGAAGAAGCCAGGUGUUCACGUAUCCAAGGGUCCCUCCGAUCGAGAACUUCAGAAAUUCCUCAAGCAAGCCACCGAAAGGUAUGGCCGACUAGGAGUCGUUGCAAACAUCCUCAAAACUCCAGACACUCGAGAAAGAUAUGAUUUCUUCUUACAACAUGGCUUUCCCACCUGGCGUGGGACGGGUUAUUACUACUCGAGGUAUAGACCUGGUAUCGGUACUGUCCUGACUGGACUCUUCUUGGUUGUUGGUGGUGCUGCCCACUACUUUGCCUUGAUCACCAGUUACAAGAGACAACGAGAGUUCAUGGAAAGAUAUAUCAAACACGCCCGAAAGACAGCUUGGGGGGACGAGUCCGGAAUUCGCGGCCUGGCCAAUAUUGGUCAACCUAUCGCGGUGCCUUCAACUCCAAAUGAUUCGGAAGCUGAUGCCGAUCCAAUGGCCAAUCUCAAUCGACGACAGAAAAGAGAAAUGGAGAGACAGAACAAGAAGGAUAAAUCAAACAAGAGCAAACCAGCCAAGGUUGCUCCCGUGCAAGUCUCAUCGUCUUCGGGAGAAAAGCGGCGUGUAACUGCAGAGAACGGCAAGAUUUUGGUGGUGGAUUCGCAGGGCAAUGUGUUCCUUGAGGAGCAGGAUGAAGACGGGGAGACCCAGGAAUAUCUUCUUGAUCUGGAUGAAAUUCCUAAACCCACCAUCCGCGAUACAGCAGUCAUUCGUCUUCCCAUCUGGCUCUUCCGCAAAGCCUUCGAUCCCUUCCUCAAAAACACCAAACCUGUGCCAACUGAAGAACCCACCGAGUCGGAAGAGUCAGAACCAGUCAGAGGGACGCCCGAGCUUGUUGUGCCUGGUAAAUCCACUCCGCCUGUUGUGUCGGAUCUCAGUGCGAGUCAGAUAUCGGAUUCGGGAUUUGAGAUUGUCGACUCUACUGGCAUCGAACAAGAAGUCAACAAUGCUCCCACCGUCAAGAAAAGAGGCAAGAAGGGCAAGAAAUGA